AUGGAAGAUGGGAGUGAUGAAGCGCAGCAGCGGCUGACUUGGCUGGAAGAACAGACUAUCAACAAGUUGCAGAAGCAUUUUAAAGUUAGAAAGAACAAUGAAAUUCUCGCAAGCUAUUCGGAGGAGAUGUCGGAGCUCAAGUGCUGUCCAUUGCUUGCUGUGCAGUAUAUACAGUUAUGCAAAGUGGACGAUGCUAGAUUCCAUUCUAUCUUCCAAGACGUGAAUGGAAACUACGACCACUUUACCAAAUGUGCCCUUGAGGUCGAGAACCGGAUGAAUUACUACAAAACGGCGAGUGAGGAUACUGCAGCGUUUCCGCUUGUCCACAAGCGUUAUUUUAAACGCUCGAAAGAUCGCGAGAUCAAAGACCAGGAGUUUCUAGGGAUCAAUGUGCACAUACAGAAGUUCACGCUGGAGAACAGAGUUUGGCUUACUACAUCUUGUGGCGCCGCUGCCGCUCAUACAAAAGGCUUCCGCGACAAUGGUCUCUGGAAUAUUAUGUCUGUUGCGAAGCUUGACACGGAAGAGGAAUUCGGCAGCAAAAUGUUCAGUCUCACCUAUGAGCGCCACUGCAAAGCUAGAACUGCGAUUGUGAACCUAAAAGAAUCGUGGGGCGACGUCACAAGCGGCCUCCAGCAGAUGCGCUCAGGCGAGGGAUGUUUAGACGUGUUCAUUUCUCAGUGCCAGGUUCUUCUUCACAACGUCCGCCAGUCUAUCAUCAGCGAAAGCGACGGUGGUCUUGUAGACGAGGUGAAAGAAAGCGCGAUGAAAUGCGUAAGUCACUUGCGCAACGCUCGCCAAGCGCCUGACGAGAGUGUCUUUCUGACGGAGGCAAAAACGAACCUUUUCUCCACCUACUCCAAGUGCCUUGAAUUUCUCGUCUUUCGCGCAUUCUCAGUUCUCAUCACAGACUCGGAUCAACAGCGCUUAGACAAUGUCUGUUCGCAGAUACUGACGAUCGCGACAGCUUCUGUUAUGACAGGCAAGGCAUUCGUGCUUACAUAUCUGACCCUUAUUAGUGGUGGCAUCCCGAAACCUCCAGGAACUCAAGGAACUGCAGAAGACAGUGCCGACAUCGUCGAGUUUCGCAUAGAAGGAGACCGCCAGAGCCCACGAGUCUAUGUCCCUGUCUCCCAAGAGAUUCUCCAAGGGUCAAACAACGUUGUCUUCAAAUGUGUGCCGAUUAUGUUCAACAUCGGUAUCAAUGAAAGACAGGAGCUCCAGGACAUUCGCAACAAGCCUUCUCCCCUGAUAAAUGCCAUCAAUAGUUUUAGUUUGAAUAGACUUUAUCAUUGGAUUGAGCUUCAUUGCGAGGAGCAAGCAAAUGUGCUUCUCAACGGUCCAUUUCAGCAACUUGCCGAAGAGAUCCGACUCUACGAGACGAUGAAAAAGAAGAAAAACGUAGAGAUACAUCGCAUUGCUGCCGAAAUUACCCGCUCGCUCAAGGGAGGCCGUAUUAUCAACUGCAAGUCUGGAAAGGACCGCACUGGAAUGGCGGUCACUCUCGAGCAAGCGAGGAUAAUUCGGAGCGAGAUCAGCAUUGAUGACGCUCUCUACAAACAUUCGCUCAACGAAAUGAGGUUCCACGGACUGCGUCGGGACAACUGCAAAAAAAACCAAGACAAAUACCUGUACGCCUUUCAAAAAGUCCAGCUUCUAACAUUUCCAAACGAAUAUGUCCCCCCUAAGGGCUCAUACGGGCAUGCCGAAACAUGA
Molecule: messenger RNA, 1716 nt
Organism: Oikopleura dioica
Lineage: Eukaryota; Metazoa; Chordata; Appendicularia; Copelata; Oikopleuridae
Source: the annotation of a GenBank genome assembly